CUGAAGCCGUCGCCGUGCCCUCACUGCUCUCUGUCUACUUUAUUCUCAGUGAGGAGUGUGAGUGCGGCUCCACUGAGGAGCGCUGCAAUGAUAAAAGCCGCAUAUGCGGUAGGCUACACACCUAUCAGGCAGCAAAAUACCCAAGAAACAGCCUCACCCCGGUUCUCCUCGCACCACAGCCUUAUCCACGACACAGAGCGGAACCCGAAGUGCCAGUAGAACCAUGACCAGGCCAACGGGGGGCGGUGCCAACGAUGUCACCCGCUUCCUGUCCUCGGGGGCGGGGCCAGGGUCUCCUACCUCCAACGCCGUGUUCACCGCCGCCAGCCAAGCUGAUUGGGCAGCCAAACGACUGGUGUGGGUGCCGUCAGAGAAGCAUGGCUUUGAGUCGGCCAGUAUUCGAGAGGAGCGCGGUGAUGAGGUGGAGGUUGAGCUGACAGAUAGCCAGCGGAAGAUCACACUGUCCAGGGAGGAGGUGCAACGGAUGAACCCCCCACGCUUUAGUAAAGUGGAGGACAUGGCCGACCUCACCUGCCUCAACGAAGCCUCGGUGCUGCACAACCUGAGGGAGAGAUACUACUCUGGCUUGAUCUAUACAUACUCAGGGCUGUUCUGUGUGGUGGUGAACCCUUACAAGAACCUGCCCAUCUACACGAGUCCAUCGAUGGAGAUGUACCAGGGGGCAUAAAUACGCAUUGGAAAUGUCCCGCCUCACAUCUACGCCAUAUCAGAGGCCGCCUAUCGCAGCAUGCUACAAGACAGAGAAGAUCAGGCAAUCCUCUGCACUGGUGAGUCUGGAGCUGGGAAAACAGAGAACACCAAGAAAGUCAUCCAAUAUUUGGCUCACGUUGCGUCCUCCCAUAAGGGUGGCACUCUGGGUAGGAACAAGGAAGCUGCACAGAUGGAUGGCUCAAGGUCCUUAACAAGAGGCAGUACUUUGGGGAACAGGAGUAUGCAAUAUGGCGAGCUGGAGAGACAGCUGCUGCAGGCCAACCCCAUACUGGAGGCCUUUGGCAACGCAAAGACUGUCAAGAACGACAACUCCUCUAGAUUUGGUAAAUUCAUCCGCAUCAAUUUUGACGUGGCGGGGUACAUUGUUGGUGCCAACAUUGAGACCUACCUCCUUGAAAAGUCCCGGGCCACCCGUCAGGCCAAAGAUGAGAGGACGUUCCACAUCUUUUAUCAGUUGUUGUGUGGAACUUCAGAGGAGACUAAAGCGGACUUGCUCUUAGGAACUGCUGAUGAGUACCGCUUUCUGAGUGGAGGCUCCAUCCCUGUUCCUGGUCAGAGCGAUUCAGAAAACUUCACCCAGACCAUGGACUCUAUGGCUAUAAUGGGCUUCACCCCAGAGGAGUCGAUAUCCAUGCUUAAGGUGAUCUCUGCUGUGCUCCAGUUUGGGAACAUUUCCUUCAUGAAGGAGAAGAAUCAGGACCAGGCCUCAAUGCCUGAUAACACAGCUGCUCAGAAACUGUGCCAUCUGCUGGGGAUCAACGUGCUGGAGUUUACUCGGGCCAUCCUCACUCCCAGGAUCAAAGUGGGUCGAGAGUAUGUGCAGAAGGCCCAGACAAAAGAACAGGCUGACUUUGCUGUAGAGGCCUUGGCGAAGGCCACAUAUGAGCGCCUGUUCAGAUGGCUGGUCCACAGGAUCAACAGAGCUCUGGACCGCAGACAGAGACAGGGAGCUUCCUUCAUAGGCAUCCUUGAUAUUGCUGGAUUUGAGAUCUUCCAGCUGAACUCCUUUGAGCAGCUGUGUAUCAACUACACCAACGAGAAGCUGCAGCAGCUCUUCAACCACACCAUGUUCAUCUUGGAGCAGGAGGAGUACCAGCGGGAAGGCAUCGAGUGGAACUUUAUUGACUUCGGCCUGGACUUACAGCCCUGCAUUGACCUCAUCGAGAAACCAACCCACCCGCCUGGUGUUCUGGCCCUGCUGGAUGAAGAGUGCUGGUUCCCCCGGGCAACAGACCGCUCAUUUGUGGAGAAGGUAUCUGCUGAGCAAGGCACCCAUCCAAAAUUCUUCCGAUCAAAGCAGCCACGCGGGGAAGCUGACUUCUCCAUCAUUCACUAUGCUGGCAAGGUGGACUAUAAGGCAGAUGAUUGGCUGGUGAAGAACAUGGACCCUCUUAACGACAACGUGGCGUCUCUUGUCCACCAGUCGUCUGAUCAUUUUGUCUCAGAGCUUUGGAAGGAAGAUAUUCAAACUCUUCCUCGUGUGUACUUCUUUGACUCCUAUGCCACACUACAGGCUAAUGGCUCCGACAUGGACAGGAUCGUGGGUCUGGACCAGGUGUCGUCGGGGGAGAACAGCGGGCCGGUCACGUUCGGAGCGGCAGGACUGAAGACGAAGAAGGGAAUGUUCAGGACUGUCGGUCAACUUUACAAGGAGUCUCUCACCAAGCUGAUGGCCACACUGAGGAACACUAACCCCAACUUCCUUCGCUGCAUCAUCCCUAACCACGAGAAGAGAGCCGGUAAGCUGUCCCCCAACCUGGUUUUGGACCAAUUGAGGUGUAAUGGAGUUCUGGAGGGGAUCCGUAUCUGCAGAAGAGAGGAGAGGAACACACUUACAAAAUCCCAUUUGUCUUCCAGAUAUGAGAUCCUGACUCCUAAUGCUAUCCCUCGCACUUUCAUGGAUGGCAAACAGGCAUCAGAACUCAUGAUCAGAGCUUUGGAACUGGAUCACAACCUUUUCAGGGUGGGUCAGAGUAAAGUCUUCUUUAGAGCUGGAGUCCUGGCUCACCUGGAAGAAGAAAGAGACCUAAAGAUCACAGACACCAUCAUACGCUUCCAGAGCGCCUCCAGAGGCUACCUCGCACGCAAAGCCUUUAUGAAGAAGCAGCAGCAGCUGAGCGCUCUGAGGGUGAUGCAGAGGAACUGUGCUGCUUACCUCAAACUCAGGAACUGGCAGUGGUGGCGGCUGUUCACCAAGGUGAAGCCCCUGCUGCAGGUGACCCGGCAAGACGAGGAGAUCCAAGUUAGGGAAACCCAGCUUCUGAAGGCCAAGGAGAAUCUCACAAGAGUGGAGCAGGAUUACGUGGAGCUGGACAGGAAACAUGCUCAGUUGUUGGAGGAGAAGUCAGUCCUGGCUGACCAGCUGCAGGCGGAGGCGGAGCUGUUUGCGGAGGCAGAGGAGAUGAGGGCCAGGUUGGCCAGCCGGAAACAGGAGCUGGAGGAAGUGCUGGGCGAGCUGGAGAGUCGACUGGAAGAAGAGGAGGAGAGAGGUACGCAGCUGACCAAUGAGAAGAAGAGGAUGCAGCAGAAUAUACAGGACCUGGAGGAGCAGUUAGAGGAGGAGGAAAGCGCCCGACAGCGCCUCCUGCUGGAGAAGGUUACCUUGGAGACCAAAGUGAAAAGCCUGGAAACUGACCUGCUGAACGCAGUGGAGCAGAGAGACCGACUCAGCAAGGAGAAGAAACAGUUGGAGGAGCGUCUGAGUGAGGUGACCGAUCAGCUCACUGAGGAAGAGGAGAAGACCAAAAGUCUGAACAAACUCAAGAACAAACAGGAAGCUGUCAUCGCUGACCUAGAGGAACGCCUGAAGCGUGAGGAGCAGGGUCGCCUGGAGCAGGAGAAGUGGAGGAGGAGGAUGGAGAACGAGUCGGUGGAGGCCCAGGAGCAGCUCUCAGACCUGGGCAUGCUGGCCGCUGAGCUGAGGGGCAGUCUGGCUCAGAAGGAGAAAGAAAUCACCACCCUGCAGGGCCGGUUGGAGGAAGAAGGAGCACGUCGUUCAGAGGCUCAGAGGGCGCUGAGGGAGGCCAUGUCCCAGGUGUCUGAGCUGAAGGAAGAAGUGGAGAAUGAACGAGGGAUGAGGGAAAGGGCGGAGAAACAGAGGCGAGACCUGGGCGAGGAGCUGGAGGCUUUAAGAACUGAGCUGGAGGACACUCUGGACACCACAGCUGCCCAGCAGGAGCUAAGGUCUCGUCGGGAGGCGGAGUUAAAUGACCUCCAGCGGUGUGUUGAAGAGGAGACUCGCCGCCAUGAGGCACAGCUAUCAGAGCUCAGAGUCAAACACAGUGCUGCCAUAGACAACCUCCAGGAACAGCUAGACAACAGCAAGAGAGCACGUCAGUCCCUGGAGAAGGCCAAGGCCGUGUUGGAGGAAGAGAGGCAGAAUUUGACCUCAGAGCUCAAGAGCCUCCAAGCGGGCCGCACGGAGAGCGAGAGAGGCCGCAAGAGGGCCGAGGGUCAGCUGCAGGAGCUCAGCGCCCGACUGGCUCAGGCUGACAGAGAGAGGGAGGAGAGGGAAGAGCGAGUCCACAAGUUGCAGUGUGAGAUUGAGGCUAUCUCCAGCAAUUUGUCCUCCUCUGACACCAAAUCCCUCCGGCUCUCGAAAGAGGUCAGCAGCCUGGAGAGUCAGCUUAAUGAUGCAAAGGAAUUGCUGCAAGAUGAAACUCGUCAAAAGAUGGCUCUGGGCUCGAGGGUGCGAGCGCUGGAGGAGGAGAAGAACGGACUGAUGGAAAGACUCGAGGAGGAGGAGGAGAGAGCCAAAGAGUUGACCCGACAGAUUCAGACUCAUACCCAGCAGUUGGCAGAGCUCCGUAAGCAGUCAGAGGAGGUGAACACUGCGGUGGAAGCGGGAGAGGAGACACGCAAGAAACUCCAGAGAGAGCUGGACAGCGCCAUCCAGAGGGAGCGACAGAAGGAGGAGGAGAAGGAAAGAGUGGAGAGGCAGAGGGAGCGACUGAGGGAGGAGAUAGAGGACAUGACGCUUGCCCUGCAGAGAGAGAGACAGAACUGCACGGCCUUGGAGAAAAGGCAGAAGAAGUUCGACCAGUGUCUGGCAGAGGAGAAGGCUGUGAGUGCUCGGCUGGCAGAGGAAAGGGACAGAGCAGAAGCAGACAGCCGAGAGAAGGAGACAAGAUAUCUGGCACUCUCCCGAGCCCUGCAGGAGGCCCAGGACCAGAGGGAAGAGCUAGAGAGGGCCAACAAGCAGCUCCGUCUGGAAAUGGAACAACUUGUAAACCAGCAGGAUGAUGUCGGCAAGAGCGUCCACGAGCUGGAGCGGACCCGCAGGAACUUAGAAACAGAAGCUCAGAACUUGCGAGUUCAGACGCAAGAGCUGGAGGAGGAGCUGUCGGAGGCGGAGAACUCAAGGCUGAGGUUGGAGGUCACCCUGCAGGCACUCAAGGCUCAGUUUGAGAGAGAGAUCAGCACCAGUGAGGAGAAGGGAGAGGAGAAGAGGAGGGCGCUCAGCAAACAGGUGAGAGAGUUGGAGAUCCAGCUGGAAGAGGAGAAGAGUCAGCGGUCACAGUCUGUGUCGUCCAAGAAGCAGCUGGAAGCAGAACUGCAAGAAGCCGAGGCCCAGGUGGAGAACGCCACCCGUGGAAAAGAGGAGGCUGUGAAGCAGCUACGGAGGUUGCAGGGUCAAAUGAAGGAAAUUCUGCGCGAGCUAGAUGAGGCCAAGCUGGCCCGAGAUGAGGUCAUCGCACAGUCGAAAGACAGCGAAAAGAAGAUCCAAACACUGGAAGCAGAAGUCCUGCAGUUCACAGAGGAGCUUUCUGUGUCGGAGAGGCAGAGGAGACAGGCUCAGCAGGAGAGAGACGAGAUGGCCGAUGAGAUGGUCAACAGCAGUGCUGGAAAGACGGCACUGUUUGAAGAGAAGAGGAGGUUAGAGGCGCGAGUCAGUCAGCUGGAAGAGGAGCUGGAGGAGGAGCAGAGUAACUCUGAACUGAUAGCAGAGAGACAAAGGAAGACUGCACUACAGGUGGAGACUCUGACUGUGCAGCUGCAGGGAGAGAGGACUCUGGCCCAGAAGGCAGAGGCAGCUCGAGAGCAGCUGGAAAGGCAGAACAAGGAGCUGAAGACAAGACUGGGGGAGAUGGAGGGAGCAGUUAGGGGCAAACACAGGCUCAGUGUCGCCGCCCUGGAGGCCAAGAUAGAGUCGAUGGAGGAGCAGCUGGAACAGGAGAGACAGGAACGAGCCAUUGCCAACAAACUAGUGCGGAAGACAGAGAAGAAACUGAAGGAGGUGAUGAUGCAGGCAGAAGACGAGAGACGACACGCAGACCAGUACAGAGAACAGCUGGAUAAGUCAAUGGUCCGCCUGAAGCAGCUGAAGAGGCAGCUGGAGGAGGUGGAGGAGGAGAACUCGCGCUCCAAUGCCCAGAGGAGGAAGCUGCAGAGGGAGCUGGAGGAGCUCACAGACAGCGGUCAGAGCAUGACGCGAGAGAUCACCACUCUCCGCAGCCAGCUCAGGCGUGCUCCGUUGCCCCUGGCGAUGCGUGGACGCAGAGCGCUGGUGGACGACCUCUCGUUGGAGAACUCUGACUCGGAGGAGCCCCCCGCCUCGCCAACGCCUUCAUCUGGACUCCCAGGGACCCCUACUCCCUCCUCUGAACACAGCAUGGACCCUCCACCGCCCUACAGCGUCAACAACACAGAGUGACGCACACAUAGACUCAGUUACAUACAUGAUGUACACACACAUACACACACACAUAUCUGCUCUCACAGCCUCGACUACUCAGGGGUGAAGGAGUGAGAGGCACACAGUACAUAACACUGUAGUUUAUCAAAGUAAACAAAGUCAUUUAGGAUGCAAACAUCAGGCGGUAUAACUCACCGAAAAUCUGAAGAAGUGUAAAAAUUAGAUUUUACAAAGAGUCAGCUAGAAUUGAUUUUUAUUUUGUAACAAACUGUGACAUAAAAAAACUACACAACAAAGACUGGAAAUUUCUACAUUACACCUCUGUAAUGCACUUCUGAGAAACUAGACUACAAUUCCCAGAGUUCCAAAGGGGAAAGUGAAUUAUUAUCAACUGAUUUCAUGAUGCUGUACAGUAAUUAGAGGGCAGGAAACAUUAUGGUGGUUAUGUCUUUUACAUUAGGAGGUAUUUAAAAACUAAGCCAUGUUUAAACCCUUUGAUGAAGAUAAAUACAAUCUGAUUUCACAAAGGGCUCCAGGAGGGUGGAAAUACUUCUGAAAGACAAUCUAUGUGUUACAUAAAGUAGUUAACAAGAGGCGUCAGACACACACGUGGAACAGAGAAUUCUUCUUUACGAGAGCGUGUUAAGUGCAAAUGUGAUUUCUGACAUUUUCAUGUGUCAAUAAAAAGAAUAAAAAAAUAAAAACAGGAUUGAGAAACUUUGAAUAAUCCAGCAAACAGAAAUUAGUGGAGGACAGACAAUAUGUCAGCAGUGGCGGACAUUGUGGGCGAAAAAGAGAAAUUGCGAUUAGUAACCAAUAUUUAAUUUAACUUAUAUUGGAAAUAGGUGAUCAGACACAUUACAAUAAGUUCUAUAACAUAUUUAUCUCAUUUUCAUAUAAUUUGUCUAAAAUUGUAAAGACGCAAACAACCGACCAUAAAAAGCAGCCUACGUGCGGUACAGCUGCAUUAAAGUUGUAUUAAGUGAUAAAUCCUUUCUCUGUAGAUUAGAAACAGUACGUUGUUAGACAAAGCAGUAGGUAUUAGGCAUUAGAUAGUUACCUUAACUAAAGUUUUAACAUAUUGCUUCAGAAAUUCGAAUUUGUAUAAUUUAUAUCCAAUGUGAACUUAAGUUAUUGAUCGCUGGUUAUUUUCUGUACGACUUGUUGGGGGGAAGCAUGUUAGCCUGACUAUUUCUGCUCCCAGCUGGCACCGAUGAUUCAGACUUUUCAGUUUCAGUCAGCGUCACAGCAUCGGGUCUCAGAGGUGUGAAUUUGCAUGGAAGACCUUUCUGGUGGUUUGAGUUUGAGUGUCUAUCACAUUAACAGCUAGAAACAACCCGUAGAGAACUGUAUUAAUUGAUUAUUUUAUCCAAAGUAGUGACAAUGGAUCUUUUCUUUCUCAUUUUAGACUGAUAAACACAACACAUUUUAUUUAGACAAGCAUCUUGUACAUUGUAAUUUUGAUUUUUACUGAGUAAUUGUGUAAAUUAUUGAUCAAACAAAGCUUUUUUUGUGUGUUUAACCAAAUGGUGGGCGUAUGGAUGAGAAAAAGGGACUUAAAAUUGUAGUAAACGUAGAGUAGCAGUAGAAUAGAGUAGAUGACAGGUGUCAAAGCUGGUUAGGUAUUCUACUAUCAUCCAGUGACUCUACUGGAGUUAUUGUUAGUAGAAUAAUCUCUCUCCUCACAGUUCCUGUGUCAGAGAUUGUAGAAUAACUGAGCAUGUGACUCAAACCAUUUUCAGAUACUAGUAGUAUUAGUUAAAAAAAUGACAAUGGAGGCACAGAGGAAUGAGUUUUUAUGAAGCAAAUGGCGAAUAGAACAAAAAGUAGUUUGUUUUUUUUACCCUAGCUAUGAACUCAAAAUGACGUGUGUGUGUCAACCACACACAAGUAGCUUGAUGACCCUGCUGUGAGACAGACAAUGUUAUUUUGUCAAACCUGCUUUUAAAGAUGUUUUUAUUUAGUUGAAACAUCUCCAUUUUCCUCAGCAUGUUUUAUUUAUUGUUAACUUGACCUUCUUCUGCACCUGUUUGCCUGUCAUAGCUUUAAGGCUGUCCAGGAAGUUAACGUGAGGUCUAGUUUUUGAGUUGAGAGUUAGAUGAGAAAAUCGGUACCACUUUGUCUGUACGAAGCUACAGCCAGUAGCUGGUUAACUUAACUUAGCAUAAGGACUGGAAACAGUUGGUUCGACACACAACUUCUGUAAGAAAAAAAACAUUUUCACACAUUGAUUAUUUUAUACGGAUUAAGAUAAAACAUGCCAACUGGUGAGUUUUGCUGGUAGAUGGGUUGUGUUAUUAGGGAGAGCCAGGCUAGCUGUUUCCCCCCGCUUCCAGUCUUUGUCCUAAGCUAAGCUAAAGAUCUUCUGGCUGUAGCUUCAUGUUUAUUUCACAGGAAAAUAAAAAAUGGUAUCGAUCUUCUCGUUUAACUCGCGACAAGAAAGCGAAUAAGUCUAUUUAUAAAAUGUAGAGCCUUUAAAUUUGAAAGAAUGUCACUUUAACUUGAAAUUGGAAGAAAAAGAUGGUUGAAAUGUUGUUUAUGGCUCUGAAUGUUUUCUUUUUAUUCUGGUUAUAUACUGUAUAUAUUAUAUGGCAAUGGAAUAAUGAUCAUGUUGGUGUUUACCGUUGAUUACGCGCAGGACCAGUUCAGUAGUUUUCGGUAAUCAGGGUUGUCAUUACCGCUCCCUUCUUCUUCCUUCAGUUUUAGAUGAAAAGGUGUAUAUUUUAAUGAAACAGCAAAGAUAACAUCUGCACUGACAGAGCAAGAACAAAAACCGUGUACAGUACUAACGUUCCAUCUUUAUCCAUAAUUGCAGACAGUUUUUUUUCCUGCCAGGUUUCACCAUGAUUCACAGUUAGAGAGAGGUGAAGAUCAAACCAGCUGGGUCGAGAAAGAGUUUGACUACUGACGACAUAUAUUCAACGCCCUAUUAAAGGGUUUUUAUUUUUUAUUUCCUGUAUGUACAAUUCUUUUCUUUUAGCAAUAUGCAAAGGAUUUUGUUUGACGCUUUGUUUUUUUUAAGAUAUUGUGUAAAACGCUGCACUUUACACAUGACCAGUGGAGAUAAACACAGCCGGACAUUGUCGGCACAUUACGUCUGCUUUGUCGGGUUUGUAACUUAUCUCGAAGAGGCCGACAUAGCAUUAAGCCAAAUGAGCUGACAUCACUCUGAACUGUUCACUUAAAUGUCGUAAUCUCAGAAUGUCGUAUCAACGUCUGAACGUGGCGACUUUGUUCGCGCCUUGAUAGACCAAAAUCUGAAGACACGUGGAUUGAACUGCUGGAACGAGAACAGAUGAGUUCUGUUCAUCUGUAGCAAAGAGACGAGGCUGGUGCUUCUCUAAGGUGUUAUUUUUCUCUCUGUGUUUGUUUAUGGCUACUGUGGAACUUGAAACAUUUUGGAUAAAUGUGUUUUAUUGUUUUAGCCUUUUUUUUGUUAAUGAUGCUGUAAUUAUAAAAACAUCUGACUGGGGUUAACUUUAAUAUAUGUCGUUGGUUUUGA
Molecule: messenger RNA, 9869 nt
Organism: Morone saxatilis (striped sea-bass)
Lineage: Eukaryota; Metazoa; Chordata; Actinopteri; Moronidae
Gene: myh14
Product: myosin, heavy chain 14, non-muscle
Exons: 45
Cellular component (GO): myosin complex
Molecular function (GO): actin filament binding; ATP binding; cytoskeletal motor activity
Source: RefSeq, a predicted model, not a curated record